AUUGUUGAUAUGAAAGUCUCUCGAAAUUAUUAAAAUAUUUCACGCUAGACAAACUAUUAAUUCUUUGUCAAUUUAAAAGUAGUUCAACAAUGGCUCAUACAAGAACAAAUAAUCUUUUAUUUCUAUGUUUCCAUUCUUUUAUUAGUCUGGCAUGUGAACAAGUUUUUAUCGUUACAACGGAUUCGAUCAAAACUGUUGAUAACAAUAUGAAGAUCCUACUUCUAGCGGUGGUAUGUGUGCUUUUUGUUGCAACAGAAAGUCGGAGACUCAAUCCAUCUCAAUGCGAAUUGGGUAAAAUAAUGAUCGCUAUAUCUGGAAUCUGCCCGCUCAAAGAUUUUUGUACCUGCGUAGAUGUUUGCGAUGGGAGAGAAAUCACUGAUUUAGUCGAAUGCUCUGUUACCCCCGAAUGUUGCUGGACCGGUGACCAAUGUACAAGGAAAGUGGCAUUGAAUCUUUUUGAUCUUAAGAUUACAUUCUUGAAUGUCAAUGAAGAAUAUGACGAUUCGUCUAAAAGAGAUGAAGAUUCAACUGAGUCGUUCCAGAAUCAAGUAUCCCGAGUUAAACGCCAGCUACCAACGCGACCGCCUACAUUUAUGCCACGAAUAACAUUUAUGCCACGAAUAACACCGAAAAGACCUGAUAUAACUAUUGCAGCAAUGGCUCGUGGGAAAUAUUUCAAAGUUGAUGCCGAAUACCGUGACAGGAACGACAAAUAUAAUUGGAUGGUAGGAGGGCAUACAUCAAAUUUCGGGGACCAUGGAGUUCGAGGAGCUAUUGAGAGAAAAGUUGGACCAGGAUAUUUUGGUGUAAAUGCGGGACAUAGUACAUUUGGAGGAUCUCGAGCUGGCCUUAGUUUCAGAAUACCAUUUGGAAGAAAACGUUAAUGACUACAUGCUUCAUAUUUGGAUAUAGCUUUCAUGUUCAUCUCAUUUCUAAUAUUACGUAAACCACAUAUAUUCAAUGAACAUACGUACUGCUUCUAUAUAAACACUAACCAUAUAUAUAUAACCUAAUAAAUAUGUAACUU
Molecule: messenger RNA, 1027 nt
Organism: Styela clava
Lineage: Eukaryota; Metazoa; Chordata; Ascidiacea; Stolidobranchia; Styelidae
Source: RefSeq, a predicted model, not a curated record